AAGUGACCGCUCCUCAGCUAAAAUCCAGGAGCACACAGACGCCAGAGUUAGCUUUCCAUUAAGGGAAUGCUAGAAACUGGCCCAGGAUAAAGCAAAGGCUAAGGGACAGGAAGAAAGCUUGAAUUACAUGAUCGCAAUAUUCUGCAAAAUCAGAUUUCGGCUUCUGUCCUGCUUCUCUUUGGAGCUGAAAACGCCUCGAGUUUCUCCCUGAGAAGCAUGAGCAAUUGCGUAAGUACUAUAUUUUCUGACAAUUCCCAGCACGAGACCAUCCAAGGUUACGAGGCAAGGCUGCAUGAUAAGGUGAUUAUGUGUUUGGGUAUUUUAUACAUGAGUGUAACCUUGUCACCUUGCUUUGCAAAACCAAAAAUCCCCUAUAUAUGCCCAGGAGAGGAGACUUCAGCAUUUGCCAGGCCCAGCAAAAUGCCCUCCCUUAUUCGCUUUCCGGCCUCACUGCUUCUCCCACACGUGGGUUCAGUAAGUUGUAAGACUCUGAAAUCAUGCUUGCUGAAUAAUGCUAGCCCACUCUGAAAAUUUGGGAGAGAGCUGGACCCUCGUCAUCACCACGCACUGUGUCACCGAGAUAGGGUAACCCAUGGUUACUGAGCGCAGAUCAGUGAAGGAGCAGGCAGCCUUCCCUCCUCACUGCUCUAUAAAAGAGACCCGGGCAGGGGACCCCGCCAGCUUCCAGCUCUCAGCCGGACGAGGGGUGGAGCGGAGCACACCAGCUGCUGGCGGAGGCAGGACCAGCAUGUCUCCUUCCUUCAGACUCCGCUGUCGCUUCAUCCUGAUCUUCCUGGUGGCUCUGAGCGGGGAGAGCCGGUACCUGGAGCAGCGGGAAGCCGGGGACCACGACCCUUUCCUGCUCCUCGGCGCCCACCUGAAGCGGGAGCUGGCGGGGGAGCCGCUGUACCGCCGCGCUCUGCGGUGCCUGGACAUGCUGAGCCUGCAGGGCCAGUUCACCUUCACCGCCGACCGGCCGCAGCUGCACUGCGCUGCCUUCUUCAUCAGCGAGCCCGAGGAGUUCAUCACCAUCUACUACGACCUGGUCUCCAUUGACUGCCAGGGCGGGGACUUCCUGAAGGUAUUUGAUGGUUGGAUUCUCAAAGGGGAGAAGUUCCCCAGUUCCCAGGACCACCCUCUCCCCACAACUGAGCGGUACAUAGAUUUCUGUGAGAGUGGUCUUGGCCGAAGGAGCAUCAGAUCCUCCCAGAACGUGGCCAUGAUCUUCUUCCGGGUCCAUGAACCAGGAAGUGGGUUCACAUUGACCAUCAGGACAGUUCCCAACCUCUUUCCCUGCAACGUCAUUUCCCAGACCCCAAAUGGAAGGUUCACCCUGGUGGUUCCACAUCAGCAUCGAAACUGCAGCUUCUCCAUAAUUUAUCCUGUGAUGAUCAAAAUAUCUGAUCUCACCCUGGGACACUUAAAUGGCCUGCAGUUAAAGAAACCUGCAGCAGGCUGUGGGGGGAAAGGAGACUUUGUGGAGCUACUGGGAGGAAGUGGAUUGGACCCUUCCAAGAUGAUGCCUUUAGCGGAUCUCUGCUAUCCCUUUCAAGGCCCUGCCCAAAUGAAAAUUGGCUGCGACAACACGGUGGUGCGCAUGGUCUCCAGCGGAAAACACAUAAACCGUGUGACUUUUGAGUACCGCCAGCUGGAACCAUACGAACUGGAGAACCCAAAUGGAAACAGUAUCCAGGAAUUCUGUUUGUCUGGUCUUUGAACAACCAAUCCAGUGAUUUACAUGCUGCUAGCAAAGUGAGUGUUUAAUAGGUAUUAUAUAUGAUUUCGAUGACCACUAGUUUAAAGCCUUUCCUACCAGCCAGUAUUCACAGGCUCUCUCUCUCUCUCUCUCUCUCUCUCUCUCUCUCUCUCACACACACUCACAAACACACACGUUUUGUACCUUGUUUCUUUUUCAUUUGUAAUAUAUAAAUGACCACAUGGCCCCCACCUUGAUAGUAAAACAGUUUUCUGUAAUUCUUUGGUAUGCUACAAACCUGAACUGGUAAGACAAGUGCAAAGCAAUGUGCAAUUUUAAAAAAUGUGUCUCAAGGAAAAAUACAAUAAAGAAAUAAAAAUGGUGGCAUUCAUAUCAGUUCUAUAACAGAAAACAAUGGAAUGUCUGUGUACACCAAGGUAGUUGCUUCUGUUUUUAUUUUCUGCUUAUUAUUCUGUUUACAAUAGAUAAUAGUUGUAGCUACUACGUAUUGAUUUGCAUCAACUUGUUUUUAACAAACCUUUGUAGCAAGGAAAACCUUUCUCAUCCGUAAUACAAAAGUGAAUAAAUACAUUUGGGGUGUUGCCACCUUGAUACUG
Myotis davidii is the source of this 2313-nucleotide messenger RNA. RefSeq names its product corticotropin releasing hormone binding protein (gene CRHBP). The record is from RefSeq and is a predicted model, not a curated record. Bases 593 to 1717 code for a protein of 374 amino acids. Gene Ontology annotation, molecular function: corticotropin-releasing hormone binding. The transcript is spliced from 8 exons. Gene Ontology annotation, biological process: negative regulation of corticotropin-releasing hormone receptor activity; hormone-mediated signaling pathway; negative regulation of corticotropin secretion. NCBI's taxonomy places the organism in Eukaryota, Metazoa, Chordata, Mammalia, Chiroptera, Vespertilionidae.